Metarhizium album ARSEF 1941 is the source of this 2565-nucleotide messenger RNA. RefSeq names its product WD40 repeat-like-containing domain protein. Gene Ontology annotation, molecular function: chromatin binding; protein binding. Gene Ontology annotation, cellular component: nuclear replication fork. Lineage: Eukaryota; Fungi; Ascomycota; Sordariomycetes; Hypocreales; Clavicipitaceae. Gene Ontology annotation, biological process: mitotic cell cycle; DNA-templated DNA replication; DNA repair. Bases 1 to 2565 code for a protein of 854 amino acids. The transcript has 2 exons. The record is from RefSeq and is a predicted model, not a curated record.
AUGGAUUCAACAGCAUCGCGGCCACGGCCACGGCCCGCCCACACCCAGGGGACUACGCGAUGCGCGUACACGACGGAUGGCAAUCGACUGGUGACUGUCGGCUCCAACAACACCAUUCGACUCUACAAGACUGGUUCCGACGGAGAGCCCACGAACAUAGACGACUGUCAAGAACAAAAUGUGUCCGUCUCAGCGGGCAAAGAUUUCUUUGUCGUUGGUUCCGAAGACGGCACCGUCAGCCUUUUCAACAUUGAAACCGCCAACUUUGAACGCUUUCUUCUGCGUGCCACUCUCCCCAUCAGAGACGUCGCAUUGACUCGCGACUCCCAGUGGUGCGCGGUUGCUAGUGACGAGCUCAGCGUCAAGAUUGUCAACACGAGCGAUAUCACACAGGUGAAGCACCUGCGAGAGCACAGCAAACCUGCCAGACAUGUUUCCCUGGAGCCGCAGGGACGGUUAGCCGCCUUGUCCUGUACCGAUGGCGUCAUAUAUAUUUAUUCCCUGACAGCUGAGGAGCCUGAACUUAUCCGAAAAGUCGAUGGAAUUAUUGGAAAUGUGGACUCUGAUUCCGAGAUAUCGACCAAAGUUGCCUGGCAUCCCGAUGGACGAGCCUUCGCUGUGCCGACUCCGACCAAGGACAUCCAAGUCAUCUCCAAAAACGACUGGGAGAAGCAACGGCGCUUCGCUGACGGUCACCUGUCCGACAUUACCUCUCUUGCCUGGUCUCCGAACGGCGCCCUGCUCGCUUCGGCGGGCAAGGAUGGCAAGGUCCUGGUUUGGGAAACCAAGUCACAGAGCGUGAUUCAGCGAUAUGACUACUCCAAUGUAGUCGAUUUGGCAUGGCACCCGUCCAAGAAUAUUUUGUCAUUUGCAACCACAGACGGUGAAGUAUUCAUCUACCCAGACUUCCUUCAUGAGCAGUUUUCUCCAUUACUGAAGCUCAACACACAACCUGCCCCAUUCAUUCAUGAUCCCCUGUCAGAGAUAUCGGGAAACCGGCAGCAGCUCCUCCCUGUCAACGGGCACAAAAUCCAGCCCAUUCCUAGCCGGCCUCGCAGAGGAUCAUUGGACAGCAUCGGCUCCCUGCUUGAUGAAAAUGGCGAAGAUGACGGUUUUGUCGUUGAUGACGACGGUGCUGGCUAUGCUGUUGGCAGAGGGAGUAAACGAGGACGGGAUCCGGAUGAUGUAUUUGGCGAUCCUGCAAGCAAGAAGAUUCAUCUGAUGCAACCGCAGCACCACGAAUCCUUUCAACCCGGCUCGACUCCUUGGAUGGGAAACAGGAAAUACUUAUGCCUGAACCUCGUAGGUUUUGUGUGGACAGUUGAUCAAGAUUCGCACCACACAAUUACGGUGGAGUUUUAUGACCACGAGUUCCAGCGAGACUUUCAUUUCACAGACACAUUUCUCUACGACAAGGCUUGCCUGAAUGAAAGCGGCACCUUGUUCUCAAGUCCGCCCAAAGAUGACGCUCCUGCCUACAUUUUCUACCGACCACACGAGAGCUGGACUCAGCGAACUGAUUGGCGAACACAGCUGCCCAAGGGAGAAACGGUCACAGCAAUGUCUUUGAGCGAGUCGUUCAUCACGGUAACCACGUCGGCCAACUACGUCAGGGUCUUUACCCUCUUUGGAAUGCCCUACCGAGUAUAUCGCCCCAAGAGUUCGCCCAUGGUGACAUGUGCCAGCUGGAAAGACUAUGUCCUCACAAUCGGCAACGGCCCUGUCGGGUCUGAUGGGAGACCGCGCCUACUAUACACGAUUGAAAACAUCAAGCGAGACGAGAUUUGCCAAAACGAGGACACGGUCGCUCUGCCAGCGGGGGCAACGCUCAAAAGCGUAUUCUUCUCAGAUGACGGGGACCCAUGCAUUUACGACUCCACGGGCACCUUGCUCACGCUGCUGCACUGGCGUCAACCAUGCCGUGCGUGCUGGGUGCCUCUACUAGACACCAAGCUCCUGUCUCGCCUGGCGUCUGGCCGGAAAAGCGAGACGUACUUCCCGGUUGCCGUCGCAGACCACAAGUUCCACUGCAUCAUCCUCAAGGGAGGCGACAAAUACCCGUACUUUCCUCGACCGCUGCUGUCGGAGUUUGGCUUCUCCAUGCCUCUGGCAUCGCCGCGGGAGGAGAAGAAGAAGAAGAGGAAGGAGGCGGACGAUGCCGAGACGGGGCAGGAUGAAGCGAUGGACGAAGACGGGGAAGACGAUGACGAAGACUCGGAGACGAGAAAACUCGAGCAGCAAUUCAUGCUCCAGGGCGUGCAGUCCGCUCAGCUACGAGACCUCGUCGACGCCACCUCGGGAAACCACAGCCAAAGAUCGCUCCUCUCCCGUAUCGAGUUGGAAAUCGACAAGACGCUCCUACAGUUACUGGCGGUGGAAUGUCGCCACGGCGAAGACCGCGGCAUGCGGGCCCUCGAAAUGGUGGAACUCAUGCGCGACAGAACAGGCCGCAUGAUGGAGGCAGCGGGCAAGGUGGCUGAGCGGUACGGGCGCACCGUUCUGGGCGACAAGAUUCGCGAGGUCGGAGAGAAGAGGGUUGGCAGCAUGGACGAGGACGUCUUCUAA